Messenger RNA from Leptosia nina, 1449 nucleotides. NCBI's taxonomy places the organism in Eukaryota, Metazoa, Arthropoda, Insecta, Lepidoptera, Pieridae. The record is from the annotation of a GenBank genome assembly.
AUGGUGGUGUCAUUUUUGGAUUUGCUGUGUGGAUAUUACGGUGUUCAGAUGCCACAGACAGUGCCCCGGUCCGGGUUUAGCCCGCCCUCAGCGUCACAGAGCGAAAGAGCGGUACCAGCCUCACCUUCAGAUAUACAUCACCUGUUACGCCUCCUGGGCGCUGAAUCCCCACCGGAGCCCAUGUUACAUUCCCCUCCGAUACACAACAAGCCACCGCCACCCUACCCGGAAGACAACCUGCUCGAACGCCUAUACGAUUUCGAGACAUACUCCACACCUUCCCCCACAUCAGACGAAUCGUCUAUCCCUACAGUUGCCCUACAACCCGCGUCACCCUACAAUUUCCAAUAUUCCCCCGUGUUCAUAAAAGAAGAACCUAACAGACUGUCAAUACCGGAAUUCGCUUCACCCUACCCUCUAUCCCCUUCGGGAUCCAGCGUCUCAUAUAGCAGUUACAACCAAUACUCCUCACCGGUGCCUCAGCACGAGGAAUAUAUAGACAUAGAGGAACUGCUAAAAGAGAACCAAAUACUGCAAGACAGUGUUCAGCAGUACAUAAUACCCAAACUGGAGUUGGAAGAGCCGAGAGACCACAUUCUGUUAAGAUCAGCUCUGGAAGACACAACAUUCCAGAAGAGGCACAAUUUGAGGCCGAUACCUAUCGAGCUAGGAGCCGUGAAAAUGGAAGAAAGCAGCGGUGGAGACGACGCCUUAGCAGCACCAGAUAUAGACCGAGUGCUUUCUAUGGCGAUUGAGCAAUCGAAACGCGAUGUUGACAACACCUGCACGGUGCUCGGCAUAUCACCAGAUCCCAUGCACUGGAGCACGAGUGAUGUCAAAUCAUGGGUGAUGUUCACAGUUCAACACUACAACCUUCCAAUGGUGCCCACAGAAUACUUUUCAAUGGACGGCCCAGCUCUUGUUGCUCUCAGCGAAGAAGAAUUCCACCAGAGGGCGCCCCAGGCUGGAAGCACAUUGUACGCUCAACUGGAAAUCUGGAAAGCAGCAAGGCACGAAAGUUGGAGAAGCACACCAUGGACGGAACAAGAGCAACCCUCGCCUAAGCCAGCUCCUGUCGGUCUACCUUCCGCUGAAGACACAAGUGAUGAUGAAGAUUCAGAAUCAGCCGGUACAAGUUUGAGCCAGGGAGGUGGCAAAGUUAAGACAGGAAGCACCCACAUUCACUUAUGGCAGUUCCUGAAGGAGUUAUUGGCGUCGCCCCAUGUACACGGAUCAGCAAUUCGGUGGUUAGAUCGAAGUAACGGGGUCUUCAAAAUUGAGGAUUCAGUGCGCGUCGCCAGACUGUGGGGGAAGAGAAAGAACAGGCCGGCUAUGAACUACGACAAGCUCUCCAGGAGCAUCAGACAGUACUACAAGAAGGGCAUCAUGAAGAAGACGGAGCGGAGCCAACGGCUCGUGUACCAGUUCUGUCACCCGUACUGCUUGUAA